AUGGUUGGCAAUGUUUUGACUUUCGAGAUCGGAGGGUCAGGAAAAGCCAAAAAGUUCAUCUCAGCACCAAAAACAUUUGCGACACACUCUUGGCUGUCUGUGUUGAGGUGCACUGUUCUCAUCUCUACUAUCUCUGCUACGGUGAAGCUCACAGCCAACGAGAGAGAGGCAGAGAGUGUUUUCCCCUCUUCUCUUUCCCUCUGUCUGUCCUUUCCUCUAAUCCCCCCCCUCCCCAGUCUCUCUCCCUCCUCUCUAUUUUUCUCUCGUGACAGGUCUCUCCCUCCUCUCUCUUUUUAUCUUGGUGCCAGGUCUCUCCCUCCUCUCUCUUUUUAUCUUGGUGCCAGGUCUCUCCCUCCUCUCUCUUUUUAUCUUGGUGCCAGGUCUCUCCCUCCUCUCUCUUUUUAUCUUGGUGCCAGGUCUCUCCCUCCUCUCUCUUUUUAUCUUGGUGACAGGUCUCUCCCUCCUCUCUCUUUUUCUCUAGGUGCCAGGUCUCUCCCUCCUCUCUCUUUUUCUCUAGGUGCCAGGUCUCUCCCUCCUCUCUCUUUUUCUCUAGGUGCCAGGUCUCUCCCUCCUCUCUCUUUUUAUCUCGGUGCCAGGUCUCUCCCUCCUCUCUCUUUUUAUCUUGGUGCCAGGUCUCUCCCUCCUCUCUCUUUUUAUCUUGGUGCCAGGUCUCUCCCUCCUCUCUCUUUUUAUCUUGGUGCCAGGUCUCUCCCUCCUCUCUCUUUUUCUCUAGGUGCCAGGUCUCUCCCUCCUCUCUCUUUUUAUCUUGGUGCCAGGUCUCUCCCUCCUCUCUCUUUUUAUCUUGGUGCCAGGUCUCUCCCUCCUCUCUCUUUUUAUCUCGGUGCCAGGUCUCUCCCUCCUCUCUCUUUUUAUCUUGGUGCCAGGUCUCUCCCUCCUCUCUCUUUUUAUCUUGGUGCCAGGUCUCUCCCUCCUCUCUAUUUUUAUCUCGGUGCCAGGUCUCUCCCUCCUCUCUCUUUUUAUCUUGGUGCCAGGUCUCUCCCUCCUCUCUCUUUUUAUCUCGGUGCCAGGUCUCUCCCUCCUCUCUCUUUUUAUCUUGGAGUCUAAAUUAAAUGUGGAUUUGACACGUGGGCAUCUUUCACUUCAGCCUCUGCUGCACAGCUACACAGCUACAAACCAAGGGUCACAGCAACCUCUCUCUCUUUCAUUCCCUCAAUCUUUUCAUUCUUCUCAUCUACCAAACACAUCUACCAAACACACACACGCUGUAAGGGAAAGUGAGAAGGCAGGUGUGUGUGUUUGUGUCAGCAGUCACAUCGUACCAACAUCUAUCUUCUGUACGAAACCAAUCUAUUUCUUUACCAGCUGGUUUGGUUUCGCUUUGUGAACUGGUCACAUGUUGGUGAAUGUCCCAAACCCUUCACCCUUUUCUAUAUGGGCUCUGGUCUAAAGUAGUGCACUAUAUAGAGAAUAGGACUCUGGUCUAAAGUAGUGCACUAUAUAGAGAAUAGGGCUCUGGUCUAAAGUAGUGCACUAUAUAGAGAAUAGGGCUCUGGUCUAAAGUAGUGCACUAUAUAGAGAAUAGGGCUCUGGUCUAAAGUAGUGCACUAUAUAGAGAAUAGGGCUCUGGUCUAAAGUAGUGCACUAUAUAGGGAAUAGGGCUCUGGUCUAAAGUAGUGCACUAUAUAGAGAAUAGGGCUCUGGUCAAAAGUAGUGCACUAUAUAGAGAAUAGGGCUCUGGUCAAAAGUAGUGCACUAUAUAGAGAAUAGGGCUCUGGUCAAAAGUAGUGCACUAUAUAGAGAAUAGGGCUCUGGUCUAAAGUAGUGCACUAUAUAGAGAAUAGGGCUCUGGUCUAAAGUAGUGCACUAUAUAGAGAAUAGGGCUCUGGUCUAAAGUAGUGCACUAUAUAGAGAAUAGGGCUCUGGUCUAAAGUAGUGCACUAUAUAGAGAAUAGGGCUCUGGUCUAAAGUAGUGCACUAUAUAGAGAAUAGGUGACAUUUGGGAUGCAGCCGUUAUCUGUACAUGUAGAGUAGAAUAUUCUGUGCCUAUAAUUUUGUUAUUAUUAUUAGUCUGUAAAUGUAUUUCUAUGUUAUUGUCAUUUUACAUGACCUGUACUACUGACUAAAGAGUCCCCUGGGCAGAAAGGAGGGAUGGAGUGAUGGAAGCAGGGGAAGUGUUUGAGAUGUUCUA
This is a messenger RNA of Oncorhynchus nerka (sockeye salmon), 2149 nucleotides long. Its product is annotated as protein diaphanous homolog 1-like. The transcript is spliced from 4 exons. The coding region runs from base 1 to 1065 and encodes 354 amino acids. The record is from RefSeq and is a predicted model, not a curated record. Lineage: Eukaryota; Metazoa; Chordata; Actinopteri; Salmoniformes; Salmonidae.